Molecule: messenger RNA, 1400 nt
Organism: Mollisia scopiformis
Lineage: Eukaryota; Fungi; Ascomycota; Leotiomycetes; Helotiales; Mollisiaceae
Exons: 1
Coding region: 236-1345 (369 amino acids)
Source: RefSeq, a predicted model, not a curated record
CUGUGGACAUUUCACCACGACUGCAUUACAGGAGUCUUUGAGCAAGAGUAGAGACCAACGACGUCGACGUUCCAGGUGUGAAAAGACCCCACGAUCAUCGCCCUAUCGCCCUGCCAUGGCACUUUGAAUCCCUGUAAGUUUGGCGGCACGAAGCGAGCUUCCCCACCAACUCCGGUGCGUUCUAGAAUAGCAUUCAAACUUAAAUCACCUUUCCUUCUGCUCGACGUCUGCCGUCAUGGCUUGGGACUCGAAAUCCGCUCGAAGGCGCCAGAACAGCAAUGCUACAGUCAGAGCCGCGCAGUCGCAACCUCCCACGGCUCCCAGCAUCAUCAUUGAGCCCAAAUUAGCACACGUUACAGAUCCCGCUCUCCAGCCAUUCUUGAACCCCUCAUUCGAUCCCGCAGAUUAUCUCAAUGCCACUUUACCUUCAUUACAAGGCUCGAACGCAUCUCAUUCCACAAAGGGGAACGUGCCACUUGCAGAACUCUCUACACAGACGCAAACCCUUCUCUCCUAUCUGAGCGCACACACAACAAGACUGACAACGACCUUGACCCAGCUCACCGACGAGAUCCUUAGGAGCGGCAGCCGAUUAGCAUAUGAGGUCGAAGUUCUGCGGGGAGAGACUCUGGGGUUAUCUGAGACUCUGACGGAAGGACUACAAGAACAUGCUGUCAAAUUUGUGCCCGGUGGCUUGGACCAAGAUCUGGCACGGAAGCAAUCGCGAGCUACGGAAACAAAUGGACACAGGAGACGAUCAUCCACAAUAACAGUACCUAAGACUCCAAUACGAGAAGAAGCCCCUGCUGUCGCUGAUCCUCCCUAUAUUCAGCAAUUACGAACUCUGACCUUAGUACGCUCCCGCUUGGAAACGGUAAUAAAGACAUUUGGCGAUGCGAUGGCAUGGACAUUCCCUCCUUCAGAAGUCUCCGUGACCUCUUCAUUUCUGUCAGUCUCCGCCCCAGAGCCCGGAUCGGACGUGGCCAGCACGGAAGAGAAAGGACAACAAGUGUCAAAGAAGCUACGGGAUGAAAUAGCAGACCUUUUGAUAGGAGGAGAUCCGAUUGAAGGCAUUGAGGCUGCAGCAAAACGGGUAGAAGAGCUCAAGGAACUGGCCGCAGUCUGGAAAGGUACAGCUGAGGAGAAAGCAAGAACAAAAUUCGUGGAUACCCUGGCGAAGAUGGUGGAGGACAGGCAUAGAGAUCUAUUGAGAGAAGCGGAGCAGGAUUCACGUCUUCGGCAGCGAGUAGAAACAUUACAUGAAGAAGUCGAAGUUGCUCCGGAAGAGAGUAAACCUCUUGGAUAUGGAUUUAUAAGCCAAUUGCAAAAGCUUCGAGGAGCUUGAUACUGUAAUCUGAUAUCUGCUCGAAAUAAUAAUGAUACCCACUAUUGGACCCUUG